Arabidopsis arenosa is the source of this 845-nucleotide messenger RNA. The record is from the annotation of a GenBank genome assembly. Lineage: Eukaryota; Viridiplantae; Streptophyta; Magnoliopsida; Brassicales; Brassicaceae.
UUCUUUAAUCCUCUACCACCUUGUGGCUGCAAAAACCUCCUCAUAAUGAUCUACAUUCCAGUACCACUUAUGACAGACAUAGUCCGUCGUAUUGGGAGUGAGGGAUUCCGCAACCUAGGUCCUUUCAUUGCAGCUGGGCCUUUCUUUAAACAAAUUGUCUUUUCCCGUGAAGUCCUAAUCGACGUGGAUCUUGAUGAGUUCAUGUUCAACACUAGACUCGGUAGAGAACAAUCUAUCUAUCGAUCCUUCCUUUUAAGAUGCGUAGGUGAAGGUCAUGAGAUAGCAAGAUAUAUCGAAUCUCUACGCCGUUUGACUCAAGAUGGACCGUCCGUGGAAGCACUAGAGAUGCUUGAAGAAUUUGCUUAUUCUUCCAUCUACGCUAUAUUUGCAUUUGCGGUCAUGCUCCUUUGUUGUGGUUCCUAUGACCAAGGUAUGGUCAUAACCCAAACUUUCUUUAGUAAGGUUGAAACUUUGGAAGAAGCGUUAAACAUUGCCGGUGUAGUAGAAAGCCAGGUUCGUAAUAUCGGUCCUGGCGGUCGCAAUGUGUUUUCAGGGAUUUUCCAUUUCAAAGAGUAUCCAAUAUGCUACUUUGCACACAACUACCCGAGUACAUGCAUUUGUCAGAAUUGUUUUGUGUUUAAUUACGCUACCACUUUCCAUGAAAUGUGUUAAGAAGACUCUAUCUUCUUCCAUUGUUGUUGUUCUGUUUCUGUCUACAAACUCUAUCAGGUCAUGUAACACAACUAUUACUUGUUUGUUCCUCUGUUGGUAUGGUUGCUAUCUAUAUCUAAGAUUUUUCCAGAACUAGAUUCAAGUCUUGGUAUCUCGCUGUGACAGAACUAGAU